CAUGAUCAAUCCUACUUUUCUGCUGCCACGACUAAAACAUGGCAGGUCUUCUGGCUACGACAACUGUGAUUUUUUCUCUCAUUUUCGCUGUGUUCUAUCAAUUCUAUCUGAGUCCCACACUGACAACAUUUGGCGUCGGUCGAACUGUUGAACCAUACGAGCAUAAGGGUCGAUGCAAAACCAUUGCUGAGGUAGAAGGAUGUGAAAAAAUAGUGUUGCACCAUACAACUGGACAUGUAUACAUGGCCUGCUCGACACUAAAACAGCGAUUCCAUGCAUUGCAUCCGUCGAAAGAAGCUACCGUGCCAGACUCUGAAACCAGCUACUUUGCGACGUAUAGCCCUGACGAACAUGUUACUCGUCUAUCACUAGAAAACUUUGACAUGUCUCGCACUGUCGUAUUUCACGGGAUGGACGUCGUACCAUCAUCCGCUAUUCCUCAAGAACUCUUUGUAUUUCUCGUGCAUCACCGUCUGCCUCUGGGAGGUCAAGACCCUGCGCGAGUGGGCUACGACUCAUCGAUUGAGAUAUUCAAAACAUCCGUUGGAAGCAAAACCUUGACACACCUGCGAACUGUUGAACAUCCCGUUAUCUAUUCCCCCAACGAUGUUAUUGGUUCCGCGGAUGGCAAGAGCUUUUUCUUCACCAAUGAUCGAGGCGGGCCAAAGACUGGUCUUACACGGGAUUUACACGAGUUCUUGAGGCCGUCUUCAUCUGUUGGCUACUGUCACGUCGAAGAAGGUUGCAAGACAUCAAUAUCCGGAAUGCUCAAUAACAACGGUGUCGUCCAGGCUGACAAUGGAACUAUUUAUGUCUCCAGCACCCUCUCGAGUGGAAUACGCGUGUUGGAGAGGCAGGAAGACAAUACACUUGUUCUAACAGAUGUGAUUCCCUCUGAAACCAUCAUUGAUAAUUUAUCUAUGGAUGAGACUGGAACGGUGUGGGCGGCUGGUAUUCCGAGAGCGCAGGAUGCAUUCAAGGCGAUGAUGAAUCUAUUCACGACCCCGUGUCCUAUCUCGGUUUACAAGUUCUCUAUAAACACUGGGCCGUCUUCGUUCUUCGGUGAGAAAUACAAGGGAGAAAAGGUCCUGGAAGACGAUGGAAGCCUGACUUCUUUCAUUAGUACGGCAGCCUACGACUCUCGACGCGGUCGACUGUUCCUUCAUGGCCUGGGUUCUCCUGGGCUUACCGUACGUGAGAUCUGAGAAAGCCUUUGGGAGAACAAGAGCAUUGCUAAUCAGUCUGCCGUAUUGUAAAGAGGAACCACAGGGGCAUGACCUUCGAACACGAAUAAAUCAUUUCUCAUGACUAACAUCGCCACUCAUGGGAAGGAGAAGGAAGGAGAAGAAGAAGGUCGUUUUCCUGAAACAAAGAUCUCCGAGUCAAUGGCGUCAAAAACAAGAAGAGCGGUAAUUAUAGAUGUCUAUUGUUGGACCUGACCUCAACCCGGUAAUAAGGACUGAAGCACUUACUCUGAAGGAUUUUGAACGGAUUGCAUCAUUCGCAUUGCUAUAGGUUCAUGUGCUAGGGCGGUAGCGAGUCAUCUCCAUAUGAAGGCAGAUCGAUUUAUCUCCAUGGGCAUUG
This is a messenger RNA of Guyanagaster necrorhizus, 1584 nucleotides long. Its product is annotated as calcium-dependent phosphotriesterase. Lineage: Eukaryota; Fungi; Basidiomycota; Agaricomycetes; Agaricales; Physalacriaceae. The transcript is spliced from 8 exons. The coding region runs from base 39 to 1205 and encodes 388 amino acids. The record is from RefSeq and is a predicted model, not a curated record.